CGACCAACCAACAUCAUGUGCACCCUCCUCUCUCUACCUAUCGAGUUAUUGCUUCAUAUACUUCAGCUAUCGCUCUUUGGGAAUCCAGAGCCUUCUAAUGUUCUUAGGCUGAAUCGAUACAUCUCCAAGCUCGCCACAGAUAUCUUGUACACCAGCCCGCAUCUGAUCUCUGUGGAAUCCCUGCGCAAGUUUCCCGAAUGUCCAAAGAAGAGACCCAGAGCUCUUGUUGUGGAUUUGGCAGGGGGAGAAGUAGGCGGCGGAGCAUUUCGCCUUAUGUGUCGCGUAUUCGAGAGCUGUCUGCGCGCACCGUGGACCCGAGGUGUAGAAGAACAGCAUGAAGGGUGUGAAGAUUCCGCGAACGAGACACUACCACUCGAAUCGUUGCGGCUCUGUUUGCACUCAACAAACAGCCCAAUCGUCGACGAUGUUUCGCUUGCGGCUCUUAGUCUCGUGAACCCGAAGAUAUUUCUCUGGACAGGCCCCGAUCCUGCACAUCACUUCUCAACAGCGAUCGUACCAGCCGCUUUUGAUAGCCUUGUUCUUCAUUUUCCGUUAUGGUCUUCGCUCCGAGUACUCCACCUCGCCAACGUCGCAUUCUCUCCCACAUUUUCGGCCUCGACACUCAUUCCUCCCAUACCGACGCUCGAAACGAUUCACAUCGGUCAAGCGACCAUCCUCCCGAUCACUCCGCUCGCGGCACUCCUCUUCCACACGGAUGCACGGUCGCUGUCGGCUGUGCAACUCGUUGAUUGUUACGUAGAAAGCAUAUGGGGUCCGCGUAUCAGGCGGCGAGACAUCGAAAGAGCAGCCGUUGACCUUGCGACCGAAGACUUCGGACAUAGGUGUGAAGACAAGCAUACUUCCGCAUACGAUGAGUCUUGUACGGCAGCGAAGGCGCAGCAGGCUGUACAGAGGGUGAGAUGCAUUGUCAGAUGUGAAGUGCUAACGGAGAGGAUCAUCGGCGGAGAUCGAGUAGAAGGGAGCGCGAUCCUGGAAUAGAUGCCGAUUCGACCAACGCCAGCUCUCGCCAGCUUUAGACAUCUGAAAAAAUGGUCAAGUGUCUUCCAUAGGAAUAUCGUACAGCUAGGCUUAUGUCUGUAUGUAAAUUAUACACAUCUGCAAAAACAUGUUGACGCUUUCCC
Molecule: messenger RNA, 1142 nt
Organism: Heterobasidion irregulare TC 32-1
Lineage: Eukaryota; Fungi; Basidiomycota; Agaricomycetes; Russulales; Bondarzewiaceae
Exons: 3
Coding region: 16-999 (327 amino acids)
Source: RefSeq, a predicted model, not a curated record